Messenger RNA from Arabidopsis arenosa, 2723 nucleotides. NCBI's taxonomy places the organism in Eukaryota, Viridiplantae, Streptophyta, Magnoliopsida, Brassicales, Brassicaceae. The record is from the annotation of a GenBank genome assembly.
CUUUACAAACAAGUAAACAAUGAUAUAGUUUCCAUUUUUAUUGAUCUGCUAACCAAACCUAAUUUUCUUUAUGCGAUGACGGCUCAGGAUCAUGUUCUACUCGUUAUUGGAGAAUGGGUGAAGGUGGAUUCAUUUAUCUGGAACUUUGAACCUACAACGGUGGAGGGGAACCGGUUCCUUCGCCUGCGGGACUCCAUGACAUACAAAGAGCUUGCAAGCAAAGUUAAAGAGAAGCUGGGACUCCGAGCACAUGACGUCGUUAUAAAAAUGUCAUACCAGUACCCGUCAUGGAUGGAAAUAGACGAAGGCAACGGAUCCUCGCCACAGUACAUAUGUGAAGAUAAGGAUGUUGAAGUUUUCAUCAGAAUGAGGCGUUUCAUUGAAGAGGUUAACCUGUGUGUCACUGUGGUGAAGAAAAUAACAUCCCAAGAGGCUCAGCCAAAGAGGAGGGAGAAGCACUGGCUGCAUUACGUUUCACCAAACAGUGAUGGAGACUCUUCAGAGGAUGAAUAUGAUGCCGACUGGCAUGAUUUUGCACUUAGCGAACACACAACAUCACCACAAGAAGGACCUAUUGUUGAAGGUGAGACAAUUAGAUUAUGCUCUGUCCCAACAACUGCAGGAGGCAUAACUAUCCGAGAAACAGAACCUACAAUUCGCCCUGCUGGUCCUGCUUGUAAACCUGGUGAUAAAGGCAAAGGAGUACUGCAGGAGGCUCCAAAUCCUACAGAAGUUGAUAGUGAUGACGAGCAGGAGAAUCAAAUUGUUCUAUUUUCACAGCCAGAUAUACCCUCCAGAGUUGAAUGUAGCCAAGCAAGGGUGAAUGACACUAUCAAUUCGUCACGGGUAGCUGUACGAAGCCCUGUUUCAGAUUCUGAAUCAACUGGGAGCAUUGACGGUGAUGGAAAUGGAGCAGAACAUGUUCCAUGUGUGAUGUGGGGACGAGUUCAAGAGGCAUUGAACAAGAUGCUACUAGACAAGAGUGAUGAUCCGGCCUUGUUCUGUCGCGAUGCACCUCCUGUCUUUAAUGAUGGAAAAGGUGCAGAUGUUGAAACUGCUUUGGCGGAUAUAAACUAUGAAGGAGACAAGCUGUUUGUCGGACGUGUGUUUAAGUCAAAAGCGGAUUGCAAGCUGAAGAUUGCUAUUCACGCAAUCAACAGGAAGUUCCAUUUUCGCACCAGUAGGUCAACUCCUAAGUUCAUGGUCUUGAAGUGUAUUUCAAAAACCUGCCCAUGGCGGGUUUAUGCAGCAAAAGUGGAUGCAUCUGAGAACUUCCAAAUCCGUCAAGCCAAACUGACGCACACAUGCACGGUUGAUGAGAGGCGUAGCUACCACAGGUUAGCUACAACACAGGUUAUAGGUGAGAUUAUGCAAUCUCGAUUUGUGAAUAUCAAAAGAGGUCCCAAUGCUGCCGUCAUUCGCAAGUUUCUGCUAGAUGAUUUCCACAUCAACAUUUCUUAUUGGAAAGCAUGGCGUGCAAGGGAGAUUGCAAUGGAAAAGUCUAUGGGUUCUAUGGCUGGAAGUUAUGCUCUGUUACCGGCAUACAUCGCUUUGCUUCAGCAAACUAAUCCUGGAUCACUUUGUUUUUCGGCCCAUUCUGAUGAUCCAAAAGACCGCCAUUCUAGCAUUUACAGCGGUUUAAGGAAGGUUUACACGGACGCGAAUCAUGCUGCCUGUACUGUUCAUCUGUUGAGGAAUGUAAAGCACUUGUACAAGCUCCAAACCCUAGCUGGUUUAAUGUCAGCUGCAGCCAGAGCCUAUGUAGUUGAUGACUUCAACAAAAAUUUCCUCCAAAUUCAAAAGCUAAGCCCAGGAUGUGCUGCAUAUCUUGUUGACAUAGGAUUCUCUCAUUGGACAAGGGUCCAUUCUAUGGGAAAGCGGUACAACAUAAUAGACAGCAACAUCGCCGAAUCCUGGAAUAGUGUACUGAAAGAAGCUAGAGACUAUCCAUUGAUAUGCAUGCUUGAAUACAUUCGUACAACUCUUAUGGAUUGGUUCGCUUUCCGUAGAGCCAGGGCUGCACGGUCACAAACCACCUUAGCUCCCAAAGUUCGCAGCUUAGUAGAAGCUAAUUUUGAGCUGGCAAUGGCCAUGUCAAGCCUUAGCAUUCCAUGUGCCCAUGUGAUAGCAGCAGCAACAAGCAUUGGAAUGAGCGUGGAUAACUUUGUAGCACCGGCAUACUUUGAACACACGCUUCGACUUUCUUAUGCCGAGAAGAUUUAUCCUAUUCCAUCUGUCGGGGGACCCGAUAAUGCGUCUGGUACUGUAGGGGAUCUUAAUCCUCCUUUUGUGCGACGUCCACCGGGCAGGCCUAAGAAGAUUCGGAUCAAAUCUAAGGGGGAAUUCAAGCGCCCUCGUCAACAGUCUAACAGGAGGUGUUCCCGUUGUUGUCGCCCAUGCCACAACAAGGCUUCCUGUAAAAAUGCUAUAUAAGCAUUAGCAACAACCAUGGGUUUUAAUGAAGGUGUUCCAAAGAAGGUUUUUGGAGUGGGCAAAAUAAUGGUUACCGCAUCAAGUAUAGAUGCGAUGAUGUAUAUAUGCAGUGGCUGUAUAGUCCAAAGCUAUCACAAAAUACUCUGGUAUAUCCUGUCAUAGUAUAUACCAUAGUAUUUUGGAUGAUACGCUUAUCUAUCUAUCUCUAUGCAGUGUUGUAAAUAAGGUUGUGAUGCCCAAGAACACCAUGUUUUGAAGAUUGUAAUAUAUUAUAAACCCAGAAAUGGUUU